GUGUUACAAGAAAAGGCACGCAUCACGUCUGAACUUCAGAAUGGCGACAAUACCCCCGCAGAUUGUGUAAUGUAUUGAGGUGCAUGUCAAAUUCCUGAGAAAGAUUAGCUUUAGUUCUACAAUAAAUUAUAGACUUUUGUAUUUUAUCUAGUUCAAGCAGAUGGUGUUGAGAAGUUGACAAUUUCCAUUAUUUUGCCGAACGCACAAUGCAACAACCUUUGGAAGGACGUAGGCUUGGCAAUUAGUUCUGCACCCAGGGUCAAAAGAGAGAUGACUUGUCAAGCAAAUUUCACCAUAGGAGCCUAGUUCGGUCUUCAUCAAGGUCUAGUAUGAAGGAUCAGAAAGAUGUACAACGCUGGCCCCCAGCUGGAUAGGACCCCUCUCAGAGCAAAUUGGGAGGGUCCUAGACUAUCAGCAAAAAUACAUCUCUGCUACAUUCCUCACCUCACUAAAGACUGGUUUUUCCCCAAAAAAAAAAAUAUUGGCCAAACCUCACUGUCAUUAUUCUUUGUCCCUCUGCCCGCUCUCAACCCCUGAGCCCCAAACCUAGAGUUUUAUUAUUUAAUUUUUUUUGCAUUUCAAAUUUGUCCCACCUCUCUUUUUUGAGAGUAUAGCUCCUAGUUCGUACUCCUAUCUACAGCCUCUAGAUCUCCACUCUAACCAGCCAUGAGAGGCCAAAAAAUAAGUGUAUUACUGGGCUGCGUUCUCCUUUGCUCCGCCUCUCUCCUCUACUUGGGCCUGAAUGGCAUUGAUUGCCCACCCACGGGUCCCGAUCACCGCCACACCUGGGCAGAGGCCCAUCUGGGCUCCAACAAUCAGAGCCAAGCAUCACCCGGUUACUAUGGCGAAGAAACACCACUCAUUUUCAUUGGUGGCUUUCCUCGGAGUGGCACCACACUCAUGCGUGCAAUGCUGGACGCCCACAAUGCUGUGCGGUGUGGCGAGGAGACUCGGGUGAUCCCACGCCUCCUCGCCAUGCGUGCCACCUGGAGCCGCUCAGCCAGAGAGAGGGUCAGACUUGACGAGGCCGGGGUCACCGACCAGGUGUUAGACUCAGCAGUACGGGCAUUCCUACUAGAGGUAAUAAUUGGUCACGGAGAACCUGCUGCUAGGCUCUGUAACAAGGACCCAUUUGCUCUGAAGUCACUCUCCUACUUGUCUCGCAUCUUUCCCCGGGCCAAGUUUGUCCUCAUGCUGCGGGACGGACGGGCAACGGUCCACUCCAUGAUAUCACGCAAGGUGACCAUAUCUGGUUUUGACCUGACCAAUUACAGGGAUAGUCUGACUAAGUGGAGCCGUGCUGUGGAGGGCAUGUACUCCCAGUGCCUGGGGGCGCCGCAUGGCAGCUGUUUGCCUGUGCGCUACGAGCAGUUGGUUCUUCACCCAGAGAAAGAGAUGAGGAAGCUGCUGGGCUUCCUGGGUUGCAAUGGGACCCGGCUGUGUUGCCACCAUGAAGAGCUCAUUGGCAAGGCUGGUGGUGUGUCACUGUCCAAAGUGGAACGUUCCACAGACCAGGUCAUGAACCCUGUGAACACAGAUGCCCUGUCAAAGUGGGUGGGUAACAUCCCUUCUGAUGUGCUACAUGAAAUGGAUGAUGUCGCCCCCAUGCUGGCCCGUCUUGGCUAUGACCCCCGGGCAAACCCCCCAAACUAUGCCCGGCCAGGACCCCAUCCUAACCCCCCAACAACUACACACUGCUUCUGAGAACUGCAGAAACACCUCAUCCCAGUUAGGAAGCCUAGAAGGAAGAAAAGUCGGAAGAAGAGCCCCAAGAUAUGAAGGCACUUCUUGUUUUUGUGUUUUCCAGAGGACCCUGGUUCUAUAUUUCAUGUUCAGCCCACCAUAAAUCCCACCGAAAAGGAUUUAAAAUGGCAUCUGUGUUUUUGCAUAUUCCAUGACUUAGCUAGGCCUAUGUUUUUGUUUUCUGUGUGGAACAUGGUCUUUGUGGAGUCAUCUUUUUUUAAGGUUUUUGUGGAUUAUUUUCUCCAUUAAAAUCCUGGGGACAGUAGAUGCUACUCUGUGGGAAUCCUAGUGCUUAUUUCCUGGACUAGUUGUCAGGAAUUUCCUGUCUAUGACUCUGCCUUCCCUGCGUACUCCGAAACCUCUGUGGACUAAUCAUGUUUCAGUGUGAAAGUACAUAUGCACCAAAAUUUUUUCUUAUCUUCAAAGUUUAAAAUCUGUGAAUGUGUUUAUGGAAAGAUUUGCAACUUCUUACUGAGAGAAAAUAUACAAAUGGAGGUAUAACUGUA
Messenger RNA from Esox lucius (northern pike), 2249 nucleotides. It is a transcript of the gene tpst1l, whose product is annotated as tyrosylprotein sulfotransferase 1, like. Gene Ontology annotation, biological process: peptidyl-tyrosine sulfation. Gene Ontology annotation, cellular component: Golgi apparatus. The transcript has 7 exons. NCBI's taxonomy places the organism in Eukaryota, Metazoa, Chordata, Actinopteri, Esociformes, Esocidae. Bases 667 to 1704 code for a protein of 345 amino acids. Gene Ontology annotation, molecular function: protein-tyrosine sulfotransferase activity. The record is from RefSeq and is a predicted model, not a curated record.